Molecule: messenger RNA, 1284 nt
Organism: Daldinia childiae
Lineage: Eukaryota; Fungi; Ascomycota; Sordariomycetes; Xylariales; Hypoxylaceae
Exons: 5
Coding region: 1-1284 (427 amino acids)
Source: RefSeq, a predicted model, not a curated record
AUGGGAGAUUCAAUUUCACCUGAGGUGCUGCAGGCUAUUCUGAACGGCCCAUCUGCCAUACCACCUGAGGGAGUAGUACAGAAUCUUGACAACCCGCCUAAUGGGAACGGCAGGGCCAUUGCACUCGUUGUCGUGUGCCUAUUUCUCGUAAUGACCGCGGCUCUGAUGCGUGCGUAUUCGCGUAUCUUCAUCGUCAAGAAGCUUCACAUCGAGGACUUCCUAGGGCUCUGCGCUUUGGGGUGCUAUAUUGGAACCAUUUGGUGCUACUUUUACUUCCUAACGACAAUCGGCUUCUUCGUACAUCAAUGGGAUCUCCGAGCAUACACACUGCCCGACCAGGCAUAUAUCGUGUUCAUCCUGGACCUCGUCUACCAACUAAGCCUGAUAUUUGCUAAGACAGCCAUCUUACUUGAGUGGGCGCGUGUCUUUGCACCUGAUCACACGCGCGAUACAUUCUUUUGGGCUUGCCGUUUCUUGAUGGUCCUUAAUAUCUUAUUUUACGUCGGCAGUAUCAUCAGCGUUUUCCUUACAUGCACUCCCCUAGAGCGAACUUGGAAGUUCUGGGUUUCGGGUACGUGUAUUGCGCAAAGGCCUCGGGACAUUAUUAUUGCUGCGUUUAAUCUCGCCCUUGAUACCUUCAUUCUCAUUCUGCCGCAAGGAAUCAUCUGGACAUUGCAGAUGAAUAGGAAACGAAAGCUUGGUGUAUCUCUUGUUUUCUCCGUCGGUUUGCUAGCUUGCGUCUGCGCCGCUGGCCGUGUGGAGACGACCGUCGUGGAUGUGUUCUACCCAAGGACCUUACAAGAGACAUUUGAUGCGUCCUAUGUGAUCGGAAAGGUAUUCAUGUGGGUGAUACCAGAGCAGACAUGCGUUCUACUUGUCUUCUGCGUGCCUGCGGUGCCUAAGGCCUUUUCGGAGAACAGUUUGGCAUCCCGGGCACUUGCUUCGUGGCGCUCCUGGUCCCGCGUAUCCUUAGCGCCUAGGGGCCAACAAAAUACCAAAGGUUCGGGGAGCGGCAACAGUAACUGGGCUCUCCGUACUAUUGGUAGCGCACCGAGCAGUCUACGAGCAUAUCGCAAGGUGGACGAAGAAGCCCAGACGAAGGACCUCAACGAACUUGCGGUUAUGCGCGCAAGGUAUACCGAAGCACACAGCGAGCACUUGGGUGAGAGACCCACGGAUGCCAGCAUCUUCAAGACGACCGAAGUUAAUCAGAAGGAAGAUGUAGGAUCAAAAGUUUCCGGAGACUUUUGUAUAGAGCGACAACAUCCUUGGAUGAAAGAGUGA